Molecule: messenger RNA, 546 nt
Organism: Lathyrus oleraceus (garden pea)
Lineage: Eukaryota; Viridiplantae; Streptophyta; Magnoliopsida; Fabales; Fabaceae
Exons: 1
Coding region: 1-546 (181 amino acids)
Source: RefSeq, a predicted model, not a curated record
AUGCCUCUAUAUGCUAAAUUCAUGAAAGAACUUUUGAACGGUAAACUCAAAUUGAAGGAUGAUGAAAAUGUAGCUUUGGCAGAGGAAUAUAGUUCCAUCGUUCAACGUAGUCUACCACCUAAACUCACAGAUCCAGGUAGGUUCACGAUUCCUUCCUCUAUCAGUUCAUUAAAAAUUGGCCAAUCACUCUGUGAUUUAGGGACUAGCAUCAAUUUGAUGCCUCUAUCUAUGAUGAGGAAAUUAAAUUGUGGGGAGCCAAAACCUACAGAAAUGACUUUGACUCUAGCCGACCGAUUUGUCACUUAUCCCUAUGGAGUACUGGAGGACCUAUUGGUAAAGGUUGAGGAUUUACUAUUUCCCGCUGAUUUUGUCAUUUUUUAUAUGCCGGAAGAUGCUGAAACACCAUUAUUGUUAGGAAAACCUUCCCUUGCAACGAGCAGAUCUUUGAUUGAUGUGGAAAGAGGGGAAUUGAUCCUCUGGUUCAAUAAAGAGCAGGUAAUAUUUAAUGUUUUUGAAGCCAUGAAACAUCGGCAUGAGGAUUUGUAA